Messenger RNA from Ctenocephalides felis (cat flea), 1712 nucleotides. RefSeq lists its product as uncharacterized. Gene Ontology annotation, molecular function: chloride channel activity. Gene Ontology annotation, cellular component: membrane; endoplasmic reticulum. NCBI's taxonomy places the organism in Eukaryota, Metazoa, Arthropoda, Insecta, Siphonaptera, Pulicidae. The transcript has 7 exons. The record is from RefSeq and is a predicted model, not a curated record. Bases 153 to 1712 code for a protein of 519 amino acids.
AUGCCUUAACCUUAGAUUUAUUGCAAAACAUUUUUAUGUAUAUGUUAUAUUGUGCCAUUGAAUUAUUUAUUUAGUAUUAUCAACCACACCUACGCAUAAGCACAAUUCAAUAUAACACAUCUACAAUUAGUAUUAAUUCUAUUUUAGUUAAAAUGACAUUGUACAAACUAGUUUUUAUUUAUUUCUUAUUUAAUUUAUUUAAUGUAAGUACGGGAUCAUCUGGUUAUGAUUCCUUGGAUCCCUGGGGAGACGGACCGAGUGUUUUUAGUAAUAAAAAACAAGUAGAUUUAGCAAUUGUGCCCCCUUCAAGUGAGAAAAAAUGCAUCACAAGUAAACAAGACAGUUUUAAUAAUGCAGAGAUAAUGCCUUAUUAUAAGAGACUUUUGAAUAUGAUUUUUAGACAAUCAGCUUUUAAGAGAGAACACGAUUCAGAUAACUUUAUACGAACCCUGCACUUACGGAUAUCAAAAGAAAAGUUUCCACAAAUUUUGGGUGCUAUAGAAACAUCUGAAGAUUUACGCAAACUUGAUGGAAUAAUUACAGAAGUUUUUGCAAAUUCAGAAGAAGGACUGUCCGAAAAAAUUGCUUACAUGAUUGAUGAUUGGUAUUAUAGUUUUUGGAUGGCUUUGGAAAGACCACAUGUGAAAGUGCUUUUAGUUACGUCUGUGUUUUUGUUGCUAGUAUUGUAUUUCAAGUAUGUAAGCAAGCAUUCGACAUUUCAAAUAGUUUUUGCUUUAUUGCUGAUUAUAUCUUAUUGCUGGACGUAUUAUGAAAUGUACAUGGAAGAAGAAAUAGAACGUUUGAUGACAAUGAAAAAAUACCCAACAAUUCCCAAAGAAUGCACUGUGGAAUCAAUGUCAUAUGUUGAAAAAAUGAUUUACCAAUUUAAAAAGUCAUUUGCAUCAGAUCCUUGUAAAGAUUAUUAUGUGGUCACGAGUAAAACAACUUUUGAAGUUGUCAAUCCAGCAAUAGUCGCUGUGGAAAUGUUUACACGCUUGGUGACACAUCCUGUGACUACGGGGAGCAAAAAACUUGGGGAGAGCAUAUACACAUUAUAUAAUUCAAUACCAUGGCCCUACAACAUAAUUCUAUUCCCCAUCGCUCUAAUAUUCCUUUUCCUAUUCCUAAUCUUAUUUGCAAGUUGGGCAUUUGGAAUCGAUAUAAAUUUCAACGCUCUAUUCCACUUGUUCUCAUUAUCAAUAAGGUCCAGAAAAUCUGCUGAAUCAGCAGCCACAUCAACAAAAACUGAAGAAUCCCCCAAACCUUUGACAAGCGCUUAUAAAUUACCCCAAAUCACAGAUUUAGAUCUGAAAUAUAUCGAGCAAGUCAAACGACAAUGUGAGAAGUUCCUUCAACAGAAAGAAGAGAAAUUGAAUAUGAUCGAGUAUAAAAAUCAAGAAUUAGAAAAAAAAACAUCGCCUGUUAAAUUGAAUGGAUCUACAAAAUGUGUAGACGAGUUUUGUGACCAAGAAGAAGAUAAUAAUGAGAAUGUUAAUUUAACCAAUUGCCUUAAACCAAACAUGACAAGCUCGCCGAAGACAAUGAAUAAUGAUUUCAAAAAGCAGAAUAAAAUAAGGACCGAUAAAGUUUAUUGUGAAUUGUUAAAAAAUAUAAAUGAUCUUGAAAGCAGGUUGGAAUUUGCAAAUAGGUCGAUAAGUGAAGAAUUGGAGGAGAUACAAAAGAAAGGAUCUGAAAGCAUCACUAAAGCAUGA